Molecule: messenger RNA, 1190 nt
Organism: Leucoraja erinaceus (little skate)
Lineage: Eukaryota; Metazoa; Chordata; Chondrichthyes; Rajiformes; Rajidae
Product: protein rapunzel-like
Exons: 2
Coding region: 1-1107 (368 amino acids)
Source: RefSeq, a predicted model, not a curated record
AUGAGCAGCUUGAGCCGACGGGAGUUUGACCCGGCUCUGGCUCAUUUAUAUCGUCCAUUCCAUCCACAGACGCUGCCUUGCCCGCUGAGUUCCUCCGGCACUGUGUGUUUUGCUCAGGAUUACAGCAUCUGUGGUUCAGCAGCGGCGCGGCGCAGACCACACCCGGAGUCCCAGGAUCCAGGCCCAGUCAUGGCGACCAGCGAGGAACUGGAUCGCGCUUCGGCGGAGCUGAAGGCGAACAUGAAGGAGGCAAGGGCAGCGAUGGGGCUGUUCCAGGAUAGAGCCGUGUUCGCCACUACGGCCGGUGUGUUGAAGGGAAUCUUCCAGGUGGGCGGCGCCAUUCUGAAGCUGGUGCUGGGAAAGCGGGAGAGCGAGGAGCUGACAUAUAUGAAAGAACAGUUCCAGGCCGUCAGGAACCAACUGGAUGUGAUUUCUGAUCAGAUCCGGCAGGUGUUGUGGGAGAUCGAGAGGAGCACGAUCAACAACCAGUACUUCCCCAUCGAGGAGAACCUCAAGAACCAGUUCCGCAAAUACAUGGACAUCCUGAGAUCAGCGCCCGAGUUCCGCGACAAGGAACGAGACGAGUUCCUCGCACACUUCGACGCUACGAAGGGCGACCAGAACCUGCACACGCUCUUCGACGCGGUCAUGGGCUUCUCCGCCGUCUUUGGGAAGCCCAUCCUGGAGACGGCCAUGAGCUACGACCAAAGGAACCGGCGCCUGAUUGAAGUCAUGUGUUGCCGGCUGAAGGAGCUCUUCUGCAUCGGUCUGAUCGCUCUCCUGGGCCACGCCGCCGUCACCGGCAACGACGUGGAGGCGUUGAAGAAAGAGUGGAACCAGAAACUGGCGCAAGUAGAAACCAAAAUGAAAUCCAUGGUAGAUCGGUGCGUCAGCGAGUUUGCGCAGCAGGCAGAGAUAGAUGUCGAGAGGAUGGUGAAGGACAAGGGGGAGAGAGAUAACAAGGGGUGCAUCGGCUUUAUCCUGGAGAGACUAGUGAAGAAAUACAACUGGGUCCGCUGGUCAGUGCGCGUCUAUGAUCCUGUCUCAGGCUUUGACAAUCACUGUGUCGGUGGCCCAAACCGUUUUGAGUUUUUUCCGGCUCAAUAACAUCAACGUGGUUGUGUCUUACUCCAUCGACCCAAAACCCAUAGACGAGGCACAGAUCGGCCAGUUGAUGCAGAGCAAGGAUG